This is a messenger RNA of Cotesia glomerata, 777 nucleotides long. RefSeq lists its product as uncharacterized. The record is from RefSeq and is a predicted model, not a curated record. The coding region runs from base 1 to 777 and encodes 258 amino acids. The transcript has a single exon. NCBI's taxonomy places the organism in Eukaryota, Metazoa, Arthropoda, Insecta, Hymenoptera, Braconidae.
AUGCAAUUCAAGGUCGUCAAUGAUUUAAAUAAACAUAGUGGGACUAUUGAGAAGAUGAUGGAUAGUCUUAACCAAAAUUCAAAUGAUAUUAAGCGGUUGUCAAAUAAUCUUGACGUGGUAAAUGACUCUCUAACUAAAGUUACCUUGGCUCAAGAGUCAUCAGCCAAUGACAUUAAUAAGGUCAUGAAACAAUGUUCUGCACAUGCUACUUCGAUCACUGCGAUUGAAUCAAGGCUAAGUUCGCUUGCUGGUAUACCUUCUACUUCAAAAUCCUCUCCAAAUGCUUCUUCUUCUCUGCUUCUUGUCUCAGGUAUUCCAAACCAAGUUAUGUCUAACACAACUCCGCAAGAUAUUGUUCAUCAGGUUUUCAGCAAGUUAAACAUCUCUAAUCUUGAGAGUGAUGUCUUGAGUGUGCGUGAAUUAAAGGGCAGAAACAUUUCAACACCAAAUAAAUCACAAACCAUACGGCAUUCCCUUGUCCUAAAUCUGAAGUCGUCUCAAGUGCGUGACCAUAUUCUAAGUGUCAAACGUCAGUAUCGAAAAUUGCUAGCAAAGGAUGUCUUUGCAACUAAUGAAAUCACGACAGGAGAACUAAUCUAUCUUAAUGAAUUUUUGAGUUCUGAAACCUACAAAUUGUUAAAAUCUACCAAGACUAAAGCUAAAGAGCUCAACUAUAAGUAUGCCUGGGCUUCCCAAGGUGCCGUGUAUCUCAAGUCGAAUGAUGAAUCGCCUAAAAUUCAAAUUCAUUCGGUUGAUGAUUUAAAUCAACUAGAAUAG